AUGUCUGCGGAGGGCGCGGGGCCGGGGCCGGGGCCGGGGCCGGGGUCGGGGUUCGAGCCGGGUCCGCUGUGCCCUGAGCACGGCCAGCCUCUGAGCUGGUUCUGCGGCUCCGAUCGGCGACCCGUGUGCGCCGCCUGCACCGGGCUGGGCGGCCGCUGCCGGGGACACCGCAUCCGCCGGGCAGAGAAGCGCGCCGAGGAGCUGCGGAACAAGAUUGUGGACCAGUGUGAGAGGCUGCAGUUACAGAGUGCUGGCAUCACCAAGUAUGUAGCGGAGGUUCUGCCAGGAAAGAACCAGAAAGCAGUGAGCAUGGCCAGCGCGGCGCGUGAACUGGUCAUCCAGCGGUUGAGUGCAGUGCGGAGCCUGUGCGAGAGCGAGGAGCAGCGCUUACUGGAACAGGUGCACGGCGAAGAGGAGCGGGCCCACCAGAGCAUCCUGACCCAGCGGGCGCACUGGGCCGAGGCGCUGCGCAAGCUCGACACGAUCCGCACCAGCCUGGUGGGCAUGCUCACUCACCUGGACGACCUCCAGCUGAUUCAAAAGGAGCAGGAGAUUUUCGAAAGGACUGAGGAAGCCGAGGGCAUUUUGGAUCCCCAGGAGUCGGAGAAGCUAAACUUUAACAAGAAGUGCACUUGGAGCCCGCUACUGACCCAACUCUGGGCAACGGCAGUUCUCGGGUCCCUCUCAGGCACGGAGGAUGUACGUAUUGAUGAGAGGACUGUCAGCCCCUUACUUCAACUGUCAGAAGAUGGGAGAACCCUGACCUUCAAUGCCAGGAAGUCCAAGACCUGCGCAGAUGGCCCAGAGCGCUUUGACCACUGGCCCAAUGCCCUGGCUGCCACUUCCUUCCCGGCCGGGCUCCACGCCUGGAUAGUGAACGUCCAGAACAGUUGUGCCUAUAAAGUGGGUGUGGCCUCGGGCCAGCUCCCCCGCAAGGGUUCUGGCAGUGACUGCCGCCUGGGUCACAACGCCUUCUCCUGGGUUUUCUCCCGCUAUGAUCACGAGUUCCAUUUCUUGCACAAUGGGCAGUACGAGCCCUUGGGGCUGCUGCGGUGCCCGGCCAGGCUGGGCGUGUUGCUGGACAUGCAGGCUGGAGAGCUGCUCUUCUUUGAGCCGGCCUCUGGCAUGGUGCUCUACACCUUCCACACAGCCUUCCCCGGGCCCCUCUUCCCAGUCUUCGCUGUGACCGACCAGACCAUUUCCAUCGUCCACUGA
Molecule: messenger RNA, 1215 nt
Organism: Castor canadensis (American beaver)
Lineage: Eukaryota; Metazoa; Chordata; Mammalia; Rodentia; Castoridae
Gene: Bspry
Product: B-box and SPRY domain containing
Molecular function (GO): zinc ion binding; protein binding
Source: RefSeq, a predicted model, not a curated record